AUGGACAUCCCUAUACCUGAUCAAAUUCCUUACACUGGUGAGGAAGGAGGUCCUAAGUUGGAAGACAUUGAUGAUGCCUUACACUUACCAAGGACAGAAAUUAACAAUGUUUGGAUCAAUAGAAGAGACUAUUCUGGGAUACCUGUGGAUUUCUUAUACGAGAAAGCCAGGAUCUUUGCUGAAGCUUUAAGCAUGGACGCCUUAGAAAGUGUUCUAACUUUGUUGAUAUAUGGACAAGUUUUAUUUCAUCGUUGCGACAAAAUUGUUGAUAGGGCUGCUAUUAAGAUCUUCCUUAGAAAGAAUCAUGUUCCUACUCUACUUGGUGAUUUAUUGCACUCCAUCAAUGCCAGAGUAACAAAGAGACAAGGUUGUGUCUUAGGAUGCAUUCCUCUUCUACACAAGUGGUUUAUUUCUCACUUGCCUCGAUCAGUAAUAAAGAAUGAAGAAGGUUUGACUUGGAUUCAGAGAAUUAUGAAACUUUCUUAUGAUGACAUCAUCUGGCAUCAAAAGGAGUUUGAGGGUAUCCAGUUAUUUGACCGUUGUGGAGAAUUCCCUAAUGUACCUCUUCUUGGUACCCGAGGGGGAAUCACUUAUAAUCCUGUCCUCGCUCGACAUCAGUUUGGUUUUGCUUUGAAAGAUAAGCCACGCUCCAUAUACCUUAGUGCAGAAAAUUUUGACUACAACUCCGAUACCUCCGGAAAAAAGAGUCGUUUCAUUAAAGCUUGGUACGAGGUAAAAAAGGUAGGUGUAAGAGAUUUGGGAACAAGGACCUAUACUCCUUCAGACCUCUACUUCAGAUGGAUUUAUGAUCGAGUCGUUGAGUUUGGCAUACCAUAUCCAUCUGACACACCUGUUGUUCCAAGGAUCACUCCUCCAGAGCGGUUACAAGAGGUUGAGGCAGAAAAAGCUGUGUUAGUGGCUAAUGCUAAGGAACGAGAUAGCAUGCUUGACUAUUUCUCCCGCAAGUGGAAUAUUGAAGACUUCAUCUCGCCUGAUCAAAUACAAUCAUGGGAGCGAGAGAUUGAUAGACUUGUUCAAGAAAAGAAUGAAAUGGUCAAAGCCCAUAAAGAAGAAAUCAAAGGAUUGAAGAGGAAGCGCCGACUUGAAGAUUGA
This is a messenger RNA of Vicia villosa (hairy vetch), 1113 nucleotides long. RefSeq lists its product as uncharacterized. The transcript has 2 exons. Lineage: Eukaryota; Viridiplantae; Streptophyta; Magnoliopsida; Fabales; Fabaceae. The record is from RefSeq and is a predicted model, not a curated record. Bases 1 to 1113 code for a protein of 370 amino acids.